Triticum turgidum subsp. durum (durum wheat) is the source of this 3312-nucleotide messenger RNA. NCBI's taxonomy places the organism in Eukaryota, Viridiplantae, Streptophyta, Magnoliopsida, Poales, Poaceae. The record is from the annotation of a GenBank genome assembly.
AUGGUUGGAGAGGUUGGCAAGUGGGGUAGUUCCUUCAAACAUUCGUGGGCUUUAAUCCCACUGGUUGCCCAUGGAAUCAUCGUGAUCGUAGUGGCUCUCGCUUACUCUUUCAUCUCGUCGCACAUAAAUGAUGAUGCCACGAGCGCCAUGGACGCGUCGCUGGCGCACGUCGCCGCCGGUGUGCAGCCGCUCGUGGAAGCCAACCGCUCCGCCGCCGUCGUCGCACACUCUCUGUUCAUCCCCAGCAACGAAUCAUCUUAUUUCCGAUACGUGGGACCGUAUAUGGUCAUGGCGUUGGCCAUGCAGCCGCAGGUGGCCGAGAUAUCAUACGCCAGCGUGGACGGCGCCGCGUUGACGUACUACCGCGGCGAGAACGGCCAGCCGAGAGCCAAGUUCGUGAGCGAGAGCAGCGAAUGGUACACCCAGGACGUUGAUCCUGUGAACGGCCGUCCCACCGGCCGCCCCGACCCGGCGGCUCAGCCGGAGCACCUACCCAACGCGACGCAGGUCCUCGCCGACGCCAAGAGCGGCUCGCCCGCCGCCCUCGGGGCCGGGUGGGUCAGCUCCAACGUCCAGAUGGUGGUCUUCUCCGCGCCUGUCAGUGACACUGCCGGCGUGGUCUCCGCCGCGGUCCCCGUCGACGUCCUCGCGAUCGCCAACCAGGGCGAUGCCGCCGCCGAUCCCGUCGCGCGGACGUACUACGCGAUCACCGACAAGCGUGACGGCGGCGCCCCGCCAGUUUACAAGCCUUUGGACGCCGGGAAGCCCGGCCAGCACGACGCGAAGCUGAUGAAGGCCUUUUCCUCGGAGACCAAAUGCACCGCGUCCGCCAUUGGCGCGCCCAGCAGCAAGCUCGUGCUCCGCACCGUCGGGGCGGACCAAGUCGCGUGCACGAGCUUCGACCUCUCCGGAGUAAACCUGGGUGUUCGUCUUGUGGUCAGCGACUGGAGCGGGGCAGCCGAGGUCCGGCGGAUGGGGGUGGCCAUGGUGAGCGUCGUGUGCGUGGCCGUGGCGGUCGCGACGCUGGUGUCCAUCCUUAUGGCACGGGCGCUGUGGCGGGCCGGGGCACGGGAGGCGGCUCUAGAGGCUGACCUCGUGAGGCAGAAGGAGGCGCUCCAGCAAGCGGAGCGCAAGAGCAUGAACAAGAGCAAUGCCUUCGCCCGCGCCAGCCACGACAUCCGCUCCUCACUCGCUGUCGUCGUUGGACUCAUCGACGUUUCCCGGAUAGAGGCCGAGAGCAACCCCAACCUCAGCUAUAACCUCGACCAGAUGAACAUUGGCACCAACAAGCUCUUCGAUAUACUUAACACGAUACUGGACAUGGGCAAGGUGGAGUCCGGGAAGAUGCAGCUAGAGGAGGUGGAGUUCAGGAUGGCAGACGUCCUUGAGGAAUCCAUGGACCUGGCGAACGUCGUCGGCAUGUCAAGAGGCGUCGAAGUGAUCUGGGACCCUUGUGACUUCUCCGUGUUGCGGUGCACCACCACCUUGGGCGACUGCAAGCGUAUCAAACAGAUCCUUGACAACCUACUUGGCAACGCCAUCAAGUUCACACACGAAGGCCACGUCAUGCUUCGGGCAUGGGCCAACCGCCCCAUCAUGAGGAGCUCCGUGGUCAGCACCCCAUCGAGGUUCACCCCCCGUCGCCCCGCGGGUGGGAUCUUUCGGCGGCUGCUUGGAAGGAGGGAGAACCGUUCUGAACAGAAUAGCCGAAUGUCCUUACAAAAUGAUCCGAAUUCGGUUGAGUUUUACUUUGAGGUGGUUGACACUGGUGUGGGGAUACCCCAGGAAAAGAGGGAGUCCGUGUUUGAGAACUACGUUCAAGUGAAGGAAGGGCAUGGUGGCACCGGGCUCGGACUUGGAAUUGUGCAAUCCUUUGUUCGUUUGAUGGGAGGAGAAAUCAGCAUCAAGGACAAGGAGCCAGGAGAAGCGGGGACGUGCUUUGGCUUCAACAUCUUCCUCAAGGUCAGCGAGGCGUCAGAGGUGGAAGAGGACCUCGAGCAAGGGAGGACGCCGCCGUCGCUGUUCAGGGAGCCCGCCUGCUUCAAGGGCGGGCACUGCGUCCUCCUCGCCCACGGCGACGAGACACGCCGGAUCCUGUAUACAUGGAUGGAGAGCCUCGGGAUGAAGGUCUGGCCCGUCACGCGCGCCGAGUUCCUCAUCCCGACCCUCGAGAAGGCGCGCUCCGCCGCCGGCGCCUCGCCGUUGAGGUCGGCGUCGACGUCGUCGCUGCAUGGCGUUGGGAGCGCCGACUCCAACAUUACGACGGACCGGUGCUUCAGCUCCAAGGAGAUGGUCAGCCACCUGCGGAACAGCAGCGGCAUGGCCGGCAGCCACGGCGGGCACCUCCACCCCUUCGGCCUGCUCGUCAUCGUCGACGUCUCCGGCGGGAGGCUCGACGAGGUUGCCCCCGAGGCGGCGAGCUUGGCAAGGAUCAAGCAGCAGGCGCCGUGCAGGAUCGUCUGCCUGACGGACAUCAAGACCCCCUCCGAGGAUAUGAGGAGGUUCAGUGAGGCGGCAAGCAUCGACCUCAACCUGCGCAAGCCCAUCCAUGGCUCCCGGCUGCACCAACUCCUCCAGGUCAUGAGAGACCUCCAGGCCAACCCGUUUACACAGCAGCAACCACAUCAGUCCGGCACGGCCAUGAAAGAACUGCCGGCUGCUGAUGAGACCUCUGCGGCGGAGGCGUCUUCUGAAAUCACGCCCGCGGCGGAGGCGUCUUCUGAAAUCACUCCCGCGGCGGAGGCGUCUUCUGAAAUCACUCCCGCGGCGGAGGCGUCUUCUGAAAUCACUCCCGCGGCGGAGGCGUCUGAAAUCAUGCCGGCAGCACCGGCGCCAACUCCCCAGGGACCGGCCAAUGCUGGAGAAGGCAAGCCGCUGGAGGGGAUGCGCAUGCUGCUGGUCGACGACACCACGCUGCUGCAGGUAGUCCAGAAGCAGAUACUGACCAAUUACGGGGCAACCGUGGAGGUCGCCACGGACGGCUCCAUGGCCGUGGCCAUGUUUACAAAGGCUCUUGAGAGCGCAAAUGGCGUCUCAGAGAGCCAUGUGGACACAGUGGCCAUGCCCUACGAUGUCAUCUUCAUGGAUUGCCAGAUGCCAGUGAUGAAUGGCUACGAUGCUACGAGGCGCAUCCGCGAGGAAGAAAGCCGCUACGGCAUCCGCACCCCGAUCAUCGCGCUGACCGCGCAUUCCGCGGAGGAGGGGCUGCAGGAGUCCAUGGAAGCAGGGAUGGAUCUUCACCUGACGAAGCCCAUACCCAAGCCGGCAAUCGCACAGAUUGUUCUAGACCUCUGCAACCAAGUUAAUAACUGA